ACAGAUGGCGCGCAGUGCGCUUAGCGGAAUGCGCGAGACAGGAGCCCGGGCGCGCACACGUCUCGUGCAUGAAUAGUGACGGUGGUGGCAAUACACAGUGGGUGUCUACACUGCUUCAAUGUUAAUCGCAUUAACGUUGACAUUCAUAGGCUCCCACAUUAGUUCCCGCCGUAAUUCCUUCUUAUGCAGUAAAGCUUUUCUAAACGCAUGAAAAGCAGUACGUUCUUUCUUUGUGCACAUGCGUAUCGGUGCAAUUACAACGGGAUGCAACUUCGCAAAUGAUGAAUUCACCAUUCCAGAAAGCCGUUUGAAGCAGUUUAGGCAAAACAUGCACACUCGACUCUCACUAAUUCAUCCUUGCGAGACAGCAAAAUUUAGUCAGGAUAUCUUAAGGCCAAAACAAUGAACGGUGACAAAAUUACUGUAUUCAAAUAUCUUAUCGCUCAAUGCAAUCUAUUCUCUGUGUCUUUUUUUUUUUUCUCUGAAAGCGCUGCUCGACGGGCAUGUAUAAACGAGCGGCAACAUGUGUCAAUGCUGCUUGAGCGUGUAACUCAAAGCAAAAAAGUAAAUUUGUAAAUGUUCGUGAAAAUGAAAGUAAAUUAAUGGUAAAGUAAAACAGCUUUCCGCCCGCGAAGCACUAGUGUUUCGUCCACAGGGAUGUCCGAUUUCGUUCGAAUAAACCGAAAAUCUGAAUUAACCGAGGCUAAAUUGCCAUGAGUGCAACUGCCACGCACCAUUUCCUUGUUGUGCGGGCCACCAUACUUGCCGCUUUCGUAGACAAUAGCGCCAGAGUUCUCUGCAGCUAUUUCGGUAGAAAACUAUGCUUUCUGGUGCUCAUGGCUACGGCCUGUUAAUAUAAUUGAACGUGCUCGAUGUUUGCGAAGACACUGCAACGCAUGCACUUUUACUACCAUAUGGAUACGGAAAAUUAAAUACCAGUGUGACAACUUUGUUAUGGUCACAUAUUUACGCAGUAUCAAGAGAUUGAAAAACGCGCAUUUCGGAAAAAUGUCUGCUUGCUUACAUAUCCGGUUUCUUUUUUUUUUGUAUGUGUCUCUUUUCUUACGCAGGAACAUCAACGGAUCCAUUGCAUAUGACAAGGCUAAUGUGGUCAAAGCCCUAGAGGCUCUUUUCCAGAAGGGCCUGGUGCAUUUUGGUAUGCUAAACGUCUACAACUUACAGGACUACGAUGCCCUGAAAAACGGCGACUUCAAAUACUUGACUGUUGUAACAGAGUUCCUGAUGAAAAAGCAAGGGGACAAGCCAAAGUACUUCUGUGCCUUGGGAGCCGGGAUCAACGACGGACCAGCGACUACCACUUACCUCGACUUGGUCAAAAAAGCUGUCACGGAUUUCCCUGGAAUAACAAUGAUGGUCCUGAGGGUACACACUGAGCUGAUAAAAACUGUCGAAGAGCGGUACACUGCCGGGCCCAACCCGGACAGCCUGACAUUGGUCGAGUACAACACGCUCACGCUGAACAUGAUAGCUAAGGACUUGCGGAGCCGUCUCGAAGAGAUGAUUUUGGGACGACAAUUCUACGCCAUGCUGUCGUUUGGAAUGUACGCGCGGGCCUUCACCAUGUCACCCAACUGGACAAUAGAAGAAGAGCGGACGUUAGCGUGGAACACGACGAUCAUGGAUUAUCGCCUCGCGUGUUUGAUGGGAGCUCCACGGCGCGACCACGUCGACACCGGCUCAAGCUACUCGGCAGACGUUGCUAACCACUUCCUCGCGAUCUUCGACACUACCGAGGAUUGCGAAACAAAGAUAACGGAACGUAUGGCCCUGCAUCUACCGAAGCAACCAACAGGCAUAAUGGCGUACCACGUCGAGUUGGACGACUUCAAUAACGUGUGCAACGAGGGCGCCUUCGCCCGCAUCAAGAAGAUCAGGGACAAGAUGUAUACCACAAAACCACGCCUCAAGCGGGCAUGACCUCCGUUUGAAUGGCGUGGACUCGCCAGGUGCUCCGUUCCGAAAGAAAGCCCUGCACUCAUGGCCGGUGGCUCCAUGAAAUAUGACGCUGGUGACGUUCUCGCGCGUGGCAAAAUAAACUGCCCA
Messenger RNA from Dermacentor andersoni, 2064 nucleotides. RefSeq lists its product as uncharacterized. NCBI's taxonomy places the organism in Eukaryota, Metazoa, Arthropoda, Arachnida, Ixodida, Ixodidae. The record is from RefSeq and is a predicted model, not a curated record.